UCUCUCAUAAUUUCACUCGUACUUUCGGUGCUCGGAAAAGUCUGUUUCGAAUUCUCAGUUUAUGACCUUGGCCAUUAUCAGCUCACGGCAAGCUCUUUCAGGCCAUUGGAGAGUUUGAGGAUCUUGGAGGCUUGGUCCAGAACGUGCAAUAGACUUGAUGUCACAGGCCUACGGAUGCAUCCCAGUCUCGGGUGGAGAGAGUCAGCAGCCAGUAUACGGAGAGCAGGUGCCGACAAGAACAGCAGGAACAGCAGCAGCGAAGCAUGGCACGUCACCCAUUACAGAAACAACCGCCUACUACACCGGGCGGACUCCAGCGACAGAACGCUAUGGCGAACGCCAAACACUGUUGGUGCGUGAUACCCAGGACCAGGCUGCUUCAGCCAAAGACGAGGAAGAGGAUUACCUGAAGGAGUUCAUUUGUUCUGAUUUCGAAGACGUUAUCCGUGAGCAACCUGGAACUCAGAUCCUGGCAACUUGCCGAACCGUCAACAAGAUGACUUACACCUGGUCUAAGCUCAUCUGGUAUCACAUCUUCACGCUGACGUUCGGCAUCCUACUCUCGUUCUGGUGGGCGUUUUGGUUUGCGCUGUACACGCACUUCAUCAGCUGGUGGUACUACCCAUUCUAUCGUCUCUUUAAGAUGACUAUCUACAUGUGGGCUCUGCUGUACCGGGCAAUAUGCCGCGCAUUCGUACACCCCCUGUACGAAGCCUUUGCGCUAACGCUCAGCAACAUCCAAGUGAAGCUACAGCAGAGGACGGAGGUGAUACAUCCUGUUCAGUCCGCAUGAUCUUAUGCCUGCCACCAUCCCACACCUAUUUUUAUUAUUUUUUUUUUUUUAUACGAAAAUCCACUACAUUUCCGAAUAUGUGUGAGAAGUGGUGGCGGGGCCAGGCUACUCUGCCGACCUCAAAGGUCUCGGCGUCUACGCAAACCUAUCUCUCCUGAGCUCUAUGCAAGCAAGACGACUGAUAAUAUUAUCAAGAUAGUAGUAUAAUAGAUGAUAUGCCAAAUAACGCGCAACUAGACUUGGGAGGGCAUUGCAGAGUAGUUGCAUACAAAGUUCAAAGUUGUACAGUUACCUGUGACUUGUCCUCAUGCAGAGUUCAGGGCCUACCGUGUACACAUUGUAGUAUAAUGUGUAUGUAACUUGUGUGCGAUGCCCUCUCAAGUCUAGUUGCACGUUAUUUGGCAUAUCAUCUAUUAAGCCCUUGCAAUUCUCUUUAAUUCUUGCCUUUAUCCAAUUUACCCCGAAGACUACAACUGGUGAAAUUUUGAUUUUAGUCUUAACUUCCCUUUAAGUAUACAAUAAAUGAGGAGGCCGAGGGUUUAUUGGUCAUAAACCCAAGGCCGGAGCAUUUCUUGUAUUUAGAAUCAACCAGUAAAAACUCCUACUCAAUCUCCAACAACAAAACUAGUGGACAGCUGUUAUUUGUGUUGCCAUGACAACUCGUGUGCUGGACGAGUAUUUGUUGUCAUUGGUUCAAUUUCUUUUACUCUUCAUAGGCUAUCAGAUCAUUUUCCUGAUUCGGUCUAUUUAUAACCAGUAUC
Messenger RNA from Sycon ciliatum, 1554 nucleotides. RefSeq lists its product as uncharacterized. The transcript is spliced from 3 exons. Gene Ontology annotation, molecular function: molecular adaptor activity. Gene Ontology annotation, biological process: caveola assembly. The record is from RefSeq and is a predicted model, not a curated record. Lineage: Eukaryota; Metazoa; Porifera; Calcarea; Leucosolenida; Sycettidae. The coding region runs from base 158 to 793 and encodes 211 amino acids. Gene Ontology annotation, cellular component: plasma membrane; caveola.